AUGUCCAAAACUAAAAUCAAAGACGAGUAUAUGGAUCAGCCUUGUCGUUUAGUGGAUCGUCGGCAGAGAGCGUAUCGGAAUUUAGAUACAAGUCAAGCAGCUGGAGAAUGGGUCGAGGAAAGUCAAUACAAUAGAAAUGGAAAAAAGAAAGUGCUGGUUGGAAAUUGGCAAGAGGAACAAGUGAUCGAAAAGGAGGUUCCGACAAGGGAGAGAACAGGGCCACCUCAUCUCUCGUCGGAAAGUGAUGCCUCUUUUAAAAAACCCAAAUGUACUGCUACUGUUGCACCUGGAAUUGAUGGUAAAUUAAGGACAGUGUUUGCUGAUUGGCAACAACCAAAAUCAAAACAAUUACCCCCUUCGACUUUACUGAUUAAGGGAGAUGAUACAGAUUUUCAAAAAUCGUUGAAAUCCAAGAAGUUUGAGGCUCCCCAGUACCAAGAGAAGACGACAUCGUUGGUCGAAGAAAGAAAGCAGAAGAAGCAAAAUUAUUAG
Naegleria lovaniensis is the source of this 492-nucleotide messenger RNA. RefSeq lists its product as uncharacterized. Lineage: Eukaryota; Heterolobosea; Eutetramitea; Acrasida; Naegleriidae. The coding region runs from base 1 to 492 and encodes 163 amino acids. The record is from RefSeq and is a predicted model, not a curated record. The transcript has a single exon.